GACACUUCCUGUGCUGACCUGGAGGUGGAAGGACUGCAGUCAGCCUGGUUCCUGGUUGCGGGCCCUGGUGGAACUUGGGCAUCAUGGACAUUGAAGCAUAUUUUAAAAGAAUCGGUUAUGAGAACUCUAAGAUCAAAUUGGACUUGGAAACAUUAACUGACAUUCUUCAGCACCAUAUCCGAGCCAUUCCCUUUGAGAAUCUUAACAUCCAUUGUGGGGAACCCAUGGAAUUGGGUUUGGAGGAGGUUUUUAAUCAAGUUGUGAGGAGGAACCGGGGUGGAUGGUGUCUCCAGGUCAAUCAUCUUCUGUACUGGGCUCUGACCACAAUAGGUUUUGAGACCACCAUAUUAGGAGGGUAUGUCUACAACCCUACAGCCAACAAAUACAGCAAUCGUAUGAUUCACCUUCUGCUGAAGGUGACCAUUGAUGGCAGGAACUACAUAGCUGAUGCUGGGUUUGGACGCUCUUACCAGAUGUGGCAGCCUAUGGAGUUAACUUCUGGGCAGGACCAGCCUCAGGUGCCUUGCAUCUUUCGCUUGACAGAAGAGAGAGGAAUCUGGUACCUGGACCAAAUGAGAAGAGAACAGUACAUUCCAAACCAAGAAUUUCUUAAUUCUGAUCUCCUGGAAAAGAAUAAAUACAGAAAAAUCUACAACUUUACCCUUGAACCUCGCACAAUAGAAGAUUUUGAGUCUGUGAAUACAUACCUUCAGAUAUCUCCAGCAUCUGUGUUCACAAGCAAGUCAUUUUGUUCCUUGCAGACCCCAGAAGGGGUUCACUGUUUGGUGGGCUUCACUCUCACCUAUAGGAAAUUCAAUUAUAAAGACAACAUGGAUUUGGUGGAGUUUAAGACACUGAAUGAGGAAGAAGUAGAAGAAGAGCUGAAAAAUAUAUUUAAUAUUUCCUUGGAGAGAAAGCUUAUGCCCAAACAUGGUGAUCAAUGUUUUACUAUUUAGAGUAAGGCGUAAAAAUGUCCUUCAUUAUUUCCUCAUACUGACACUUUUUGUUAUUAAAAAUUUUAAGCACAUACAAAACUACAGAGAAUAAAAAAAAAAAACCCUGUGUAUUUAUCACCCAGUUUACAGUUAUCAACUGGUAGCCUAGCUAUCAUAUUUCCUCAGUGCUCCCACAUUAUAUUGAAGAAAAUUCUAGACAUAAAAUCAUUUCACCCUUAAUAAUGUGGGUAUGCACAAUUAGAUAACAUUUUAAAGAAACAACCUCACUCCUUUUCAAAAUUAAUGAUAGUAAAGAUGUUUUAAGGAUGGCCUAUGGUUGUUUUGGGGGAAAAUAGUGAUUUGUGCUAGAAGACCUUCCACAUUGGUUGAAUGUUGAAUUCGUAGAAAAGUUAACCAUGGUUCAGUAAAUAGAAUAUUGAGGAAGUUGUUUCCAUUAUUUUCAACUAGCAUAUAUCCAAUGUCCAAUUUUUACAAAAAUACCACAUGUGUAACUUAGAAUUUAGCAAAGAAGAAUGAGACAUGAUAUUUCUUCCAAAUAACCUAAUAGUUCUCAAGGCAAAGCUUAAGCCAGUACAUAGUAACAUGUGAUUAAGUCACAAGAGGGUAACACAGCUAAUAAUUUCCUACAUGGUACUUUUUGCAACCGCAGUCCUUCAUGUACCAUUUUAUUAAAUAUGGGAACACUGAAAUUUAGAAUUUUCAAAUUCCAGAAUUGUCAUUUAUCUCUAAAAGUAAUAAUUACUGUGAAUUUUAAAAUACUUGUCUGUAAAAACUUGAUGUCUAAAAAGUCUGUUAAAACAUUGCUGGCUACUACAAUGUCAGUCACAAAGUUUUUGUUUGUCAGAGUUAGGAUAUGAUGAGGCUAGGCUAUUUUUCUGCGAUGGUCUUUCUUGUCUCCCAGUUAUGUUCUUUUAUUUCCUUCCACAUUUUGUCAUAAGAGAAAGAGUAUGAACUUCAAAGUAUAUAGAUCUGAAUUUAAAUCCCGUGGACACUGGGCAAAUUACUUGGUGAAUCUAUGGCUCCAAUUCUUCAUAUGUAAAAUGGGGAUGAUACUUCUAUAAUUAAGCGCCAGACCUAGACUAAACUCUCAAUAAAUAUUUGCUAUAUGGAUGAAUGAA
Messenger RNA from Equus quagga, 2074 nucleotides. RefSeq names its product arylamine N-acetyltransferase 1. NCBI's taxonomy places the organism in Eukaryota, Metazoa, Chordata, Mammalia, Perissodactyla, Equidae. The transcript is spliced from 2 exons. Gene Ontology annotation, molecular function: acetyltransferase activity. The record is from RefSeq and is a predicted model, not a curated record. Bases 84 to 956 code for a protein of 290 amino acids.